AUGCCUUCGCAGUUCCGACAUACCAUACCAUCCGAGCGCUUCCCUGUCGAAAAGGGCCGAUACGUGCUGUACAUCAACUACGUCUGUCCCUGGGCACACCGAACAACCAUCGUACACGCUUUGAAGGGGCUCGAGGAUGUCAUAGAGUUGGUGGAGGUCGAUGCAAGGGACGCAUCGCAUGGCUGGUUCUUCUCUGGGCGUAGCGGGCCCAAGAAAGACCCCGUGUCUGGCGCGAGAUGCCUGAAAGAGAUCUAUCUGAAGGCAGAUCCAAGCUUCAACGGGAGAAUCACCAUCCCUUUGCUGUGGGAUCAACGCCAGGGUACUGCCGUCAACAACGAUAGCGCCGACAUCAUCCGCAUCCUGUUCGACGCAUUCGACCCUCUUCUUCCUCCGGAGCGUCGCGAGGUCAACAAGGGUGUGGCUGCCUUCAGACCCCCGCAUAUUCUGAAAGAGAUGGAUUGCCUUCUCUUAUGGGUAUUCGACACGAUUAACAACGGCGUGUACAAGGUCGGCUUCGCGACAUCGCAGGCAUCCUAUGAUGAACAUGUCAGCAAGCUCUUCCAGUCGCUGGAUCGUCUGGAGGAUCAUCUUUCACAACCCAAGCACUACCCCUACCUUUUUGGGCAACAUAUCACCGAGGCCGACGUUCGCUU
Molecule: messenger RNA, 653 nt
Organism: Alternaria hordeiaustralica
Lineage: Eukaryota; Fungi; Ascomycota; Dothideomycetes; Pleosporales; Pleosporaceae
Exons: 2
Cellular component (GO): cytoplasm
Molecular function (GO): glutathione transferase activity
Source: RefSeq, a predicted model, not a curated record